Messenger RNA from Anopheles arabiensis, 2888 nucleotides. It is a transcript of the gene Mct1, whose product is annotated as monocarboxylate transporter 5. Gene Ontology annotation, biological process: monocarboxylic acid transport; transmembrane transport. NCBI's taxonomy places the organism in Eukaryota, Metazoa, Arthropoda, Insecta, Diptera, Culicidae. Bases 769 to 2589 code for a protein of 606 amino acids. Gene Ontology annotation, molecular function: monocarboxylic acid transmembrane transporter activity. The transcript has 7 exons. The record is from RefSeq and is a predicted model, not a curated record.
UAAGGCGGUUUGGCGGAAUGCGCCACUCAAGUAACGACGCAAACAACGGCUCAGGUGUCGCACUUGGGCCCUCCACCAUUGACUGUUUGCUUUCUAUGGGCGAUCCCUUACUCAGGGUCCGUUCCGGUGCAGAGUGGCCACUCGAACGGUCAACAAUGUAGCCUGGCCAACGAUGGAGAUAAAUGCGCGCGGUGCCAGAACGCGCCAUAAAUCCUGCAGCACGUUCCCUUGUGCGAUAAUCCGUCCCGCUCCGAUCAGCGAUCGAUAAGCCGGAGCCCGAACGGAUGGCGAACGCGGGGCACGAUCGGUUCUCGGCGUUCGUGUGCCCGCAUCGCGAUCGGCUAUCGGUGGCGGCGUGCUGUUCGGCAGCAUCCUAACGCUGACUGGGGGCCGCCAUCACAUUGAUAACAUGAUGCGGCAAUGGCGGAAAGAUAAUGGCGGGUUUCGGUUGCGGACGCGAAUGCGCGCGCGUCCUGUUCGCAGUCGUCGGUCGGUUCUUCACCCGUGCGGUUCUCGGUGCAGCUAGUGGCACUUCAGAUCAUCUUAGGCAAGUGAUGACAGAUGCGUGACAUCGACCAGCUAGUCCACAACGCUACACAACGUAACCUGACGCCACGUGCCUAACGCCAGCAGUGCGGGGGGAAACCUGACGUGACGCAGCAGCUCCCGAGCCCAGGUCCCGAGGACCAGAUUUGGCAGAGAACUCCAACCCCGCAACCCCCUCUCUACCCCACCCCUCCAAUACAUAUCAACACAGCAGCCGGUGAGAUGACGCACGGACCACCGGCAAGCCGCAAGCGGCAGCAGCAGCAGAUCGACAGUGACAUCGAGCAGAGCGUCACCGAUGUGGACCCGAAUGGGUUGCCCACACCGCCGGACGGUGGCUGGGGCUGGAUGGUGGUGUUGGCCUCGUUCAGCAUUCAUAUCAUCACCGACGGUUUGACGUACUCGUUCGGUAUUUUCUACUCCGAGUUCCUGACGUACUUCAACGAAGGUAAAGGCUACACGGCCUGGAUCGCAUCGAUCCUUGUAGGUGUUACACUAUGCUCCGGACCCAUCUCGUCAUCGCUGGUCAACCGGUACGGUUGCCGGGCGGUCACGAUUGCCGGUGCACUGCUCGCUAGUGCCUCGCUCGCGGUCAGCAUGUACGCGACCAGCGUGUUCAUGCUGUUCAUCACGAUCGGCGUCGGCACCGGGCUCGGGCUGGGGCUGAUCUACCUGCCCGCGAUCGUGAGCGUCACGAUGUACUUCGAAAGACUGAGAUCCCUGGCGACGGGCAUCGCGGUAUGCGGUUCCGGCCUGGGGACGUCGAUCUUCGCCCCGCUGACCGAGGCGCUGAUCAAGAAAUUCCAAUGGCAGGGCGCACUGCUGGCGAUCGCCGGCAUCGUGCUGAUCUGCGUCCUGUUCGGGCUGAUGUUCCGGCCGCUGGUGCACGAACCGGCCAGCCCCGGAAAGGAGCUCCAGGAGCUUCCGCAACAUUCCAGCGCCGAUCCAAGCACCACCAUGAAGCCGACCGCGGGCAACGCUAACGAGAGCAACCUGAAGCGCUCCAACAGCCACGGUCAUGUCGAUGCACCGAAAAUAGAUCUCAAUGCGAACGGACACUCGGCAAGCGGUCACAACCUGGACAAGCACACGCGCACCACCCCGGGCGAGGAUGCGAAACGGCUCGGGCUCAGCCAGCCACUCCUCACGGCACCGGAAAGCGGCCAGCCAGUGCCGCUGAAGCGCACCGAGAGCGGCACCAUGUACCGCAAGGACGCACUCUACACCGGCUCCGUGCACAACAUCGCCUCGCGCCACGCCUCCCAAGCGAACCUGUCCAUCUACGAGAAGGGCAGCUACGGCUCGGUCCAGGGCAACGGGCUGCACCGGCCGCCGGCCGAACCGGACGCCCCGGAGCGCUGCCUCGGGUGCAUACCGUGCUCGCGCGAAACCUGCGACACCUUCCGCGAGAUGAUGAACUUCUCCAUCCUGAAGGAUCCGAUCUUCAUCAUCUUUACCGUGUCGAACUUCCUGACCAGCGUCGGGUUUAACGUGCCGUACGUGUACCUGGCCGCCCAGGCCCAGGUGCUCGGCAUCGGCUCGAAGGACGCGAGCUAUCUGCUCGGCAUCAUCGGCAUCGCCAACACGAUCGGGCGCAUCGUGCUCGGCUACCUGUCCGACAAGCCGUGGGUGAACCGGCUGGCCGUGUACAACUGCUCGCUGGCCGUGUGCGGCAUCGCGACCGCCCUGUCGGUGCUGUGCGUGGACUUUUACUGGCUCGGCGUGUACUCGGCGGUGUACGGCUUCACGAUCGGUGCGUACGUUGGGCUGACGUCCGUCAUUCUGGUCGAUCUGCUCGGGCUGGAGAAGCUGACGAACGCGUUCGGGCUGCUGCUGCUCUUCCAGGGCAUCGCCUCGUUCGUGGGGCCACCGAUCGCAGGCUGGCUGUACGACUACACACUCUCCUACGGUCCCGGAUUCAUCAUGGCCGGCACGACGAUCGCCAUCAGUGGUGCGAUGUUGUUCGCCAUCCCGUCCCUGCAGCGAUAUCUGGCCCGGCGACGAUCCGCCGCCGGUGCCACGGUGGCCAUUCCGUUAGAGUAGACACACCGCAAGCCCUGCUACGGUGUCCUGCCCUGAUUUUGUUCAUAGCUUCCGGCAAGGCACGCCCGGAUGGCAUUAGUUUGUUUUUCUUACCUCAUUUACUACCGCGUACCGAAUAGAGCUUAAGGUCGCGCGUCGUAGCAGCUUAAGGUAGAGACGCUCAAGAGCGAAGUGCGCGUGCGGGAGGCAACACAGCCGUUAUCGCGCAGUUUUGAUUAAUAUUUGUAAGAACAGUUUUUGUUUCCGUUUUUUUAUCGUCUUUUGUCUUGGCUAAAUAAAUUUACUUUCUGCUAUCUAAA